AUCAAAUCAACCGGAAGUCACUACUACAAAAAAUGGCGCACUUCUGAAAAGUCUGCGAAAUUUCCCUCUAAAAACUCCAGUUUAAGUAAUGCUACGCCUUGUAGCUAUAUCAUUAUCAUUGUUUUUCAAUAUUUAGGAUAUGAGUGGGUAAAAUUUGUGCAAGAUGACAGAAGAGAGACGCACCAUACGAGGGGUGGAGGUGAUUUUCCCAUGUAAACCCUACCCUUCCCAGUUUAGUUUUAUGGACAAGGUCAUUCAAGGUUGUGAGAAAGGACAAAAUUGUUUACUGGAGAGUCCUACAGGAAGUGGUAAAAGUUUGGCAUUAUUGUGUUCUGCUUUAGCUUGGCAGACUGCUGAAUAUGCCAAGAAAAGACAAGAAGAAUCUGAAUCAGAACAUUCAAAGUCAAAAGAGUGCUGCUGUAAAAAGAAACAGUCAACAAAAGAAGUCUUAGAUACCUCAGAAGAUGAUAAAGUUAAUUUUAGCACUAAUUUGAUUAUACCAGAUUCCAAUAUUUCUGUCAAUGUUGUGAGGGGACAAAUAGCUCAUCAACAGGCAAAUGUUAUAGUCAACACAACUUCUACUAAUCUGCAGCUUAACUAUGGUGCUGUUUCCCAGUCCCUUUUAUGUGUUGGAGGACCACAGUUACAGAAGGAAUGUAACCAGAAAUACCCUGAUGGGGUUAAUAUUGGGGAUGUGGCAGUGACAUCUGGUGGGAGUUUAAAGUGUGAUGUUAUCUUCCAUGGAGCACUCCCACAGUGGAAGGAUGCAGGAGCUCUAACAAUUUUACAGACCUUUAUGAAGAAUUGUUUGACAACAGUGAAUAGUAAUGGUUAUACAUCCAUUGCCUUUCCUGCUCUAGGGACAGGAAGUCUUGGUUUCCCUCGAGAUAUUGUUGCCAGGGAGAUGUUUAGUAGUGUGCAGGAGUUUGCUAGGGAUCAUCCUACCUCAUCAGUCAGUGAUGUUAGAUUUGUUGUGUAUGGGGGAGACAGCGCCAAGAAAAGACAAGAAGAAUCUGAAUCAGAACAUUCAAAGUCAAAAGAGUGCUGCUGUAAAAAGAAACAGUCAACAAAAGAAGUCUUAGAUACCUCAGAAGAUGAUAAAGGUAUGAUACUGCAUUCUAAUGGGCAUGAUGCAAAUGUUAUAGUCAACACAACUUCUACUAAUCUGCAGCUUAACUAUGGUGCUGUUUCCCAGUCCCUUUUAUGUGUUGGAGGACCACAGUUACAGAAGGAAUGUAACCAGAAAUACCCUGAUGGGGUUAAUAUUGGGGAUGUGGCAGUGACAUCUGGUGGGAGUUUAAAGUGUGAUGUUAUCUUCCAUGGAGCACUCCCACAGUGGAAGGAUGCAGGAGCUCUAACAAUUUUACAGACCUUUAUGAAGAAUUGUUUGACAACAGUGAAUAGUAAUGGUUAUACAUCCAUUGCCUUUCCUGCUCUAGGGACAGGAAGUCUUGGUUUCCCUCGAGAUAUUGUUGCCAGGGAGAUGUUUAGUAGUGUGCAGGAGUUUGCUAGGGAUCAUCCUACCUCAUCAGUCAGUGAUGUUAGAUUUGUUGUGUAUGGGGGAGACAGCGGUACUAUCAAAGCUUUUGAAGAACACAAACUAAAAGCAAUGAAAGAAGUAGAAGGAAAGAUUGGAAAAGAAGGUAUCACUAGCACUAAAAGUACCUCUACUAUGGUUAUACCUGAAAGUGAUGAUGAAGAUGACGACUUUAAACCACCAUCUAUAUAUAGAACACCUGGAAGUAGUAGACAGUCUGUGAGUGAGAAGAUAAAGAAACACCAGUCUAUAUCAUAUGACACUGCUGAGCCUGGACCAUCAGAAAUGGAGAACAAUGAAGAUAGUUGCUGCUGUAAUUGUGGUGCAGAAAAUAAACAAAACAGUAGAAAGGUACCUAAGAUAUAUUUUGGAACCAGAACACAUAAACAGAUUUCUCAGAUUGUCAGAGAGUUGAAGAAAACAGCUUAUAGGGAUACCAGAAUGACUAUUUUAGCCAGUAAGGAAUUCACAUGUAUACAUCCAGCUGUGUCCAAAAUGAAGAAUAAAAAUGAAGGAUGUAAAGAACUAAUGGAUGGACCAGGAUGUAAAUUCAAUGACCGAGUAAAGAAAAUUUUCCCUCACUAUUCCAACCUCCAGGAAUAUGGUUUAUCUGAAGCAUGGGAUUUAGAAGAUUUAGUUCAUCUUUGUAGACAGAAAAAGGUGUGUCCAUAUUUCAGUGUAAGAAGUUUCAGAAAAGAAAUAGAUAUAGUGUUCUGUCCUUACAACUAUCUUAUUGAUCCAAUUAUCAGACAAAAUAUGGAGAUAAGUUUGAAGGAUGAAAUAGUAAUCUUAGAUGAAGCUCACAACAUAGAAGAUUCGGCAAGGGAAGGAGGCAGUGAAAACUUUACUGAUGAUCAACUGGAUAAAGCUAUUAAAGAAAUACAUGAAAUGAUUAUACAUGGAAUAAAACCAGCAGAACACCUCAGGCUACAACAGAUGGUUGAAGGUUUUAUGAAGAUUAUACAGAAUAACCUAGACCAUUUAGAACAAAGUAGUUUUGAUCAAGCCUCUAAAGUGUGGUCUGGAUAUGAUAUUGUUGUACGAAUGAAAGAAUAUGGUAUUGGACCACAGCAUAGAGAUGAAUUAUUGAAAUGCUUUUCCACAGUUUGUGAAGAUGCUACUGAGAGAUCAGUCCAGAAUGUUCGUGGACAGACGGUCAAACUUAGUUCUGCUUCAGGAAGUACUCUGGAACGAAUGUUUAACAUCAUGGAUUUCAUGUACAGAAAAGAUCUCAAAUAUUUGGAGGAUUAUAGAGUUGCCAUAUUGAAAUCUACAACCUAUGUAUCUGACAAUAAUACAGAUGGCUCAUGGAUAAGUUCAAGAAACAGACGGGGAGGUAUGAGACCAGUUCCAAAAUAUGUCAUCACAUUACAUUUCUGGUGUAUGAAUCCUGGAGUGGCAUUUUCUGAUUUACAUGACACAAGAUCUAUAGUGUUGACCAGUGGGACAUUAUCUCCAAUGAAUUCAUUUGAGUCAGAGUUAGAUACGCCUUUCCCUAUCAAGUUAGAGGCCAACCAUGUUAUAGAAGAUAAACAGGUGUGGGUAGGUGCAAUGAGUCAGGGACCCACAGGAAAGCCUUUACAUGCUGUGUAUAAGACUAUGGAAACACUUGAAUUCCAGGAUGAACUGGGAAAAACAGUUCUGCAAGUCUGCCAGGAAGUACCACAUGGUGUGCUGUGUUUUUUACCAUCCUACAGAUCACUGGAAAAGUUCAUAGAAAGAUGGAAGAAUGCAGGCAUAUAUGAACAGAUAUCUAAGAAGAAAAAGAUAAUUCAGGAACCUAGACGAUCAGAUCAGGUGGAUUUUGACGACUUGUUAAAUCAGUUUUAUGAUACCAUACAUGGUGUUAAUGAUGAGGAUGAUGAAGAUGUUGGUGAGGAAACUACUGGUGCCCUGUUCCUGGCUGUAUGUAGAGGUAAAGUCAGUGAGGGUCUGGACUUUGCUGAUAACUUUGCUAGAGCUGUUAUAACAGUUGGCAUACCAUACCCUAAUUGGAAAGACAUUCAGGUUGGGCAGAAAAGAAUGUAUAAUGACAAACAUAAGAUGUCUAAAGGUUUACUGUCUGGUAGUGAAUGGUAUGAAAUCCAGGCCUUCAGAGCUCUUAACCAAGCUUUAGGACGAUGUAUAAGGCAUAGGAAAGACUGGGGCCUCUUGAUAUUGGCAGAUGAAAGAUUUGUUAAACAGAAAGAUAAAUACUGCAAAGGCCUGUCUAAAUGGGUGAGAAACAAAGUACAAGCUUUUACCAGUUGUAAACAAGCCAUGGAAUCUAUAUCUAGUUUCUCCAAACAGAGGAUGAAGGAUAUGCCUAUUGUCAAUCCAGACACCACCUUUAUACCCAGUACACCUACCACACCAGGACAGCCAAUCAGUAGAAGAUCUGGCUUCCAAGGAGCCUCAGCCAUAGCAACGCCAAUCACUCCUGCUACACCACUGUAUUCAAUAUUUUCACCUGUUACCCCAUUGACAAAGGAUAAGAAAGUUUCAACUGGUACCUCUAUAGACGCACAGACACCUAAAGGGGUUUUACCGAAACUAGCACAGCCAAAAUUUUCAACUCCUGUUUCAAAGAAAGAUAUUCCCGCAGCAGCAGCAGUGUCCAAACUUGACACCAUACAACAUGGUAGACUUAUGUCUCCUACAGAAGUUAAGAAAAACCCUGAACUUACUGCCGCUGCCAAAGCUGGUGCUAUUAUUCAAGCUCAACCAGGUCAUCAAACUCAGAUAAUACUACAGAAUCCUCAGCAGACGACAGCCAAUCAACAGAUACAGAUGGUACUGCAGCAAAUGGUCAACCAAGGUCAACUACAACCAGGUCAACAGGUCAUAGUGCAAAACCCUCAGCCAAUAGUAGGUGCUGCUCAAAGUCAUAUGCAACCAGGCCAACAAUUGUUAAUACAAAAUCCUCAACAGGCUAUUGUUAGUGGUCAAGGCCAGAAAUUGUUAUUUCCAAAUGUUCAGCAGAAAUUCCAGCAAGGUCAAGGCCAGCAAUUAUCAUUGAACAAUAAUCAGCAGAAAGUCCAGCAAGGUCAAGGUCAAGCAAUGAACAAUCAGUUUCUGACAUCAUCCACACACCAGUACAUUCUGUCUGUGAUGAAUUCUCCAUUAGUACCUAAGGAUAAACCUUAUUACAUUAUUGUUGACGAGGACACACCUAAACAACAAAUGUUUCUCGUUCAACCUAAUCAAGGGACAGGGGCUCCGAUAAUCAAAACAGAUCCUACAGUUACUGCUACUACACAACCUGUGAUUGGUAAUGCUACUACUAGUCAUCAGUCAUCUGUCCCUACUCAUAUACAGUCACAAGCAUCCAAACCAGGCAUGGUAUCAUUACUAAAUGUUGGUCAUAGUACAUCAUCUAAUACUAAGGCUGGAGAAAAUCAGACUAUCUCGGAUGUUUUACCUAGUGUCAGCAAAAACGAACCUGUUACUCAUGCAACAAAUUCAACUUCAGAGCCAGAUCGACAAAAUAUCAAGAUGAAUAAAUUAUUCAAGUAUUGUCAGAUCCCUGAAUCAGACAUUAGUGAAAAAGGUGACGGUGAUAAGUCCAAAGACCAAAAUAAAACAAAAUGUCCACAAACUCCAACUCUGUUUGAUACACAGGACAGUGAACAGGAAUUCAAAAACAUUAAUCAACAAUCUAUUAAUAGAUCGGUAGAUACCAAAAAGACAAGCAGUGUUGGCAAUAAAGCCCUAAACCAAGGUGAUGAGGCAUGUAAAAAUGAAAAAAAUAUGGCAAUGAAAAAUGAGGAAAAUGAAAGUGAGGAGAUAUUAAAUACUAGAAGGAAGAAUAGAGGAGCUAAAAGAAAAAGUCAUUCAAAUUUGAGAUUGUCUGCUAAAAAACAAAAAGGAGUAGACUUUCUGGACAAUUUGGAAGAUCAAAAAUCAGAUUCAGUUGAAAAAAUGAUCAAGUGUAAAGGUUGUGGAGAAGCUCUUAUAUCUCAGUUAGAAGAUUUUGAAAAGAGAAAAAGGUAUCCUGGGUUUGUAAGAGUUCUGACAACACAGAGAACAGCUGAAGUUAUAUUUAUACCAUCAUUGGAUGUCAAAUCUACCAAUCUACAGACAGUUUCUACAAAAUUAGAAAAAGAUUCUGACUUAACGCUAGACAGCUAUGAAGAUAAAUCUACUGGUUCUAUGUUACAAUAUUUAUCUUGCCAUACAUGUACAAAAGAUGUUAUAGGGAUACAGGUUUUAAAGAAGGGAGCUAACUCUAGAGAUGUAGAAGAUAAACAGGCAUGGAUAGUUUGUUCAUUGGUGGAUACAAGUGCCAUCAAAUCAUGA
Mytilus trossulus (common blue mussel) is the source of this 5815-nucleotide messenger RNA. RefSeq lists its product as uncharacterized. The transcript is spliced from 42 exons. The coding region runs from base 164 to 5815 and encodes 1883 amino acids. Gene Ontology annotation, cellular component: nucleus. The record is from RefSeq and is a predicted model, not a curated record. NCBI's taxonomy places the organism in Eukaryota, Metazoa, Mollusca, Bivalvia, Mytilida, Mytilidae. Gene Ontology annotation, molecular function: hydrolase activity, acting on acid anhydrides, in phosphorus-containing anhydrides; ATP binding; DNA helicase activity. Gene Ontology annotation, biological process: nucleotide-excision repair; double-strand break repair involved in meiotic recombination.